Molecule: messenger RNA, 4163 nt
Organism: Cydia pomonella (codling moth)
Lineage: Eukaryota; Metazoa; Arthropoda; Insecta; Lepidoptera; Tortricidae
Product: lachesin-like
Exons: 10
Coding region: 291-1511 (406 amino acids)
Cellular component (GO): neuron projection
Source: RefSeq, a predicted model, not a curated record
GCGCGGCCCGCUACUCGUACGAGGCAACGCGGUCAGUACCUACGCAGCCGGCGAGCUCGCAGCCUGAGCCGUGGCAUCUCUGUGCCGUCGUGAGCGCCUCACGUGAUCGUACUUCGCGAUCUUCAGACUAAAACACGAUUUUGGUUCCUGAUCGCCCGAUGAAUAUUUAACUACCCGACUCCCUAGCGCAGUCUACGCUACCAACGAACAUGACAACACUUUGUUGACACACUUUUACUUGUAAAAGUUUAUUAAAUAGACUAUGAUGUCGAUGGGUUAAAGUAAACAAGAUGAAGGAUAUAAGUUCAAUUUCGUGUUCGAUGGCGUCGCAUGUUUUAUUACUGCUCUUAAUUGUCGGUACUGCGACAUCUUCCGACGAAUCCCUGUUCCCGCGGUUUGUGGAACCAGUGACCAACGUGACGGUGACGGUGGGCCGCGACGCUCUGCUCGCGUGCGUUGUCGAAGACUUACGGGGCUACAAGGUGGCAUGGGUCCGCGUUGAUACGCAGACGAUCCUGAGCAUCCACCAUAACAUCAUAACGCAGAACCCGCGCAUCAGCUUGUCGUACAACGACCACCGCUCCUGGUACCUGCACAUCAAGAGCGUGCAGGAGGUGGACCGCGGGUGGUACAUGUGCCAGGUCAACACCGACCCUAUGCGCUCCAGGAAAGGAUACCUGCAGGUCGUCGUUCCUCCUGUGAUCAUCGACAAUAUGACAUCGACGGAUAUGGUGGUCCGUGAGGGAACGAACGUAACCAUGGUGUGCCGUGCCACGGGCUACCCCGAGCCCUACGUCAUGUGGCGUCGCGAGGAUGGCCAGGAGUUCAACUGCAACGGUGAAUCAGUGAACGUCGUGGACGGAGAGAACCUGACAAUAUCGAAGGUAUCGCGACUGCACAUGGGCGCGUACCUGUGCAUUGCGAGCAACGGUGUUCCACCUUCUAUCAGCAAACGCGUCAUGCUCAUGGUGCAAUUCCCACCGAUGUUAUCGAUCCCGAACCAACUGGAAGCCGCCUACGUGGGCCAAGACGUGGUGCUGGAGUGCCACACCGAAGCCUACCCCUCCUCCAUAAACUACUGGACCACUGAUCGCGGAGACAUGAUUAUAUCAGGAGUCAAAUACAUCACAAAUCUAAUUGACGAAGGAUACAGCAGGAAAAUGAAGCUAACGAUACGAAAAGUAUCAUCCAGGGACUUCUCAUCAUACCGCUGUGUGGCUAAGAACUCGCUCGGCGAAACUGAUGGAGUAAUCCGACUAGAUGAAAUAACUGCUCCACCCACGACGAGCACAGCUGUUAACUACGUCCCUACGUCUUCGGAUAAGAAAAAAGGUAAAAAUAAAAGUCGCUGGCGAGAUGGCUCUGCCGAAAACAGGGUCAUAGGAGAUUACGAGGUUGAGGAGUGGAAAGAUUCAGGAGGUACUGAUUACGAGUCCACACAAUCUUCGAAUUCGUCACAGCGUCGUUGCGGAGUCGUCGCAGUCGUGGCAGCGCUGCUAGUGACCAGCUGACACGCGCUCGCAUCCACGACAUCGUGCCAAUACCAGACGCUGUGCUAAAUGAGAUACGAUAUCUUGGAUAAGUCUAUUUGCUAUUUGUAUAGUAUAUUACUUUAUAUUAUUUGCAAACUUACGUUUCAUUGAGAGGUCUAGCCGGUGUAGUAAAAAAAAGUGAGUUUUUAACCCUUUAUAUAGUAACGGUCUCAAAAAAGACAAGCGUGUAACAUUUUUUUCUUAAUACAGAAUUUUUAGGGGUAGGUAUAGAAUGGCAAAAAGGCUUGAAUUGGGGAUUUUUUCAGUCUUGCCCGUUAAAGGGUUUAAUAAAGUAUAAAUACCAGCAUCAAAUUAUAAUUUUCGUGAAUAUUGCUCAUAGAAAUAAAGGGACACGCCGCAUGCUGUCCCAUAAUUGGUUUUGCACAUAUAUAUUUUGACAUUUAUUUUGCUGUUCUAGAAAAGUAUCGUAUGCAUAUAACGGCGUGUUACCCGAGAGUUUUAUGGACUUAUAGUAUAGGUACCCGUAGUGACGAGUAACUCUUAAAAUUUUCGGGUCUGUUAUUAUAAAAGUCAGUUUUGUAACUUCGACUGUUGCAUUUUUAGAACUCAUUGUAGCUGCUGCAUAAACUAUGUUACAAUACAUAAUGUGCAAAUCAAAUCUAUGCAGCAGUCCGUUGUAAUUGUCAGCAGCAGCAACAAGAACUGCGUAAAGUUGUUUUUAUUAAAAUUACUUAUUUAAAACAUAAUUUUAAAAGAUAUAUAAUUUCAAAUCACAAAGUCAUAUGAAAUCUCCAUCAUAGAUUUAAGAGUAAUGGUCAUAACAUGGACAUCGAAUCCUAAAAAAACGUUGUUUGUUAUUAUUUACUUUAUACGAAAUCUACAUUAAUAUUUUUAUGAAAAUGUAACUAGUGAUGUCAUUAGUGUAAAUAUAUUUUUAUUGUAAUGAUAUUAUUACCCGAUAAAACAAAGACUGAUAGAUGUAUAUGAUAAAUGUGCCAUAUCUAAUGAAUAAAUAGCGUCGCUAAUGGUAGUUACUACAUAGGUCUACAUUCAUGGAGUAGUUAUACUUGACAUUUAUUUUCUGCUUAUACAAUCGCAUAUAAAAAUUGUAAACAUGUAUUUUAGAACUUCCCAGAUGUACUGACAAUGUCAAAGACGGUUUCCGAGAGGUUUCAAGUUACUAUGAAAAAUAUCCAAAUUACUCCAAGUGUGCCGCCUAUUAGUACAUUGUGUAUUCAGGGCGGUUAACAAGAAUUUACGAACAAGUGUUAAUUUAAACCUGAAGCCGAAGGCGAGGGCUCCAUUAACACGAGUUUGUUGUUCUUUUACCGCCCGUAGCACACACAAUGUUUUUCAUCACACUUGUGGGGAAAAAACCACGUUUUAAGUGAAAUAAUUCUUAAAUACGGUGACAUUUCAACAACAUUUGUCCGCCAUAUUGUAAUUUUUGACAAGUUAGGCAUCGAAGGCACAAACCUAUCGGGCGUUCAGCCACAGUUUGAAAUUGUGUAAAAAUAUUUGAAACGGCUAUUAAAUUAAUCAAAUUAAAUAUUACACACAAAUAAAUAUAUAUAAUUUAUACACAAAUAAAAAUGUAAACGUAAGUGUUUUAAAAAAAACGAAUUAUAUCUACUUGAAAAAAACAUAAUGCCCAAUAUGCCCAUUGGCGUAAUGCAAUAAAAAAAUUACUCCCGUUGGCAUAAUUAUGCUAUUAUUAAUACGCUCAUUCCAUCUCAGUAUGCUGGCAUUGGCGUAUACGAGCAAGUGUGAUGAAAAAAUAUUAAAAGUGUUCCUUCGAUUUCUCCAAGACCCAUUCAUCUUAAUAUAAGGACAAUGGGACCAACUGUGAAGUAAAACAACUGUGAACAAAAAAUAAUUUUCUGAAUCGGUCCAGCCAUCUUUGAGAAAUCGGGGAGCAAAAAGAUCCCAUAAAAUUGGGGAACUCCUUGUUCUUGGAGUCGGUCAAAAUUUUAAUUGUAGUUAGGUACGAUGCCAAAAAUAGAGCUGUGCAAAAUGUGGCAUGAGUUCAGUGAUAGAGUACUCCGCUAAAGUAUAACAAGUCCGGAUUGAAAACGCUUCUUAAUAAAACCCAGACCCAGCUAGGGCGGCAGAGCCUUAGGUGAUGAUAAUAAGGACCUCCACGAGGCUAGUUUAUAUCAUCCCUACGCAUAUCAUACGCAUAAUUUAUUAUUUUACCGACCUUAAGUUGUCUUUAAACAUUAAAUGUAAUUAUAGAUUAUUAUUGUAAAUACAUAGACGCUGUAGUAUGUAUAUAAUGUAACGACAUUAUAACUAAAUGUGUGUAUAUGAGCAUGCCAAUUAAAAUCAAUCCUUUUAAGUGUAUGCAAUUACUAUAAGUGAAUAAAUACUUUGUAAAUAUCAUCCACAUGUGCAAUAAAGACAAUAUGGCGUGCUUUGUAAAAUAAAUACAAAAUAUAGAAUAUGUGUAAAUUAUAACAAUAACAAUAAAGCUUACGUGUGCUAAUUCUGUCAAAGUUGAUGUUAAGUUUACUCAAUGUUAGAAACUCGAUAAAGUAUGGUAUGCAUCAGUCCUUAAAACACAAUGGUAUAUCUCACUGGCCAGUUCAUAUUAAUCAUUAAGUAGUAUAUUGUAUCGUUAUAGUAGAACUGUUCUUGUAAAGUAUUAUAAAAAUAAAUGAAACCUUUUUA